AUGACAACUGAGGAAGCACCCAAAGAUUCGUCCACCUCCAAGAGCGGUGCUGAUGCUGAAGUCUUCCAACUUGAAGCACUUUCCUUAAAUUACCUACGAAGCCAAAAUAUUUCAGUAAUUCCGGACGAUAAUCAUAUACCAAAACUUCGCUCAUGUAAGCUCUGUAAUAAAGCCAUUCUUAAUUUCCGAUUCGAAGCUUUUACGGUAUUGUGUUGUGGGCACCUGCUCCAUCGAAUCUGUCUUGAAACCUAUAUUAUGCAAGGAGGAGUACGAAGUCCUUCAUGCCCAAUCUGUAAUUGGGAUAUCGAAAUUAAUAGAGAGGAACGUGGGCUUGCUUCUGGUGAAUGUUUUCUGGCACCUAAAAGUUACGAUAAGGGGCAGGCUUCCCAACAGUCUAACGUAACUAUAGAGGAUGAUGAAGGCGGAUUAGAGAUUAUGCGAAGUAUGGGGUUGAUAGAAGAGGACUCCGUUCCAGCUGAGCAAGUCAGUAAGGAUGAUCAAACGACAAGUUCUAUUGCGGAUAAUUCUAUCUUUAUGCAAGAUCAGGCUAUUAUGGACAAAGAUAACAACGUUUCGCAAGAGAAUUCCGGAAAUCAGACUAACGAGAAUAAUGAAAGUACUACCAACGUAUAUAUUAUGCCAGACUCUACGAAGCAGUUAAAACCCUCCAAUUCUGAGGAUCAGUCAAAUGCAAAUAAUGAAAAUGAUACCACCAUGGAAGAAAAUGAUACUAAUCAAGUCCGUUCAUCCAGACAAUCAUCUCCCAAAAUUGCCCGUGAUCAAGAUAAAUUACUGGGUUUAAUACGAGAACUAUCUACACCCGUCAAAGGCGAGACUGGUGAGAUCAAUACUGGGGAAAGCGAGAAUUCUUUAGCCCGAUUAUAUCAAAAAGCACUUAAAGCUGAAAAUAGAGUGACCCAGGCCUAUCAAGAAGAAAUUCGGUGCUGGUACUAUUACGCUGAAGAGUUUGAAAAAAAGGUUAUGGGUAUCAGAGAUAAUGACAGAAAAAUCGGCGACCAACAGGCUAGGACGAAGGUAUAUGACGAAAUUAGGGAUCAUCUAUCCGGUAUCACGAAAGUUACUCUGCGUAAAAAAACUCAAAGAGCUAGAGCAAUUUAUAAUCUGUUUAAGAAAAUAGGUGUAGAAAAAAUUAAAAGAGUUCAUUCUUAUAGUGCCGAUUCUCUCAGAUGCAAACUAUUAUAG
Ambispora gerdemannii is the source of this 1203-nucleotide messenger RNA. Lineage: Eukaryota; Fungi; Glomeromycota; Glomeromycetes; Archaeosporales; Ambisporaceae. The record is from the annotation of a GenBank genome assembly.